AUGAGAUGCACUCAUCACUUGAACUACACCAAAAUGGCUCGUAAAACGUUAGCGGAACAAAUCGCGCUGCUAGGCCAAGCAAAAACCGACUAUGAUAUCGAAAACAAUGAAUUGGAAAAUAACUUCGACCAGAGUGGGAGCGAUGUCCUGGAUCAAUCUGACGAUGAACAGGCUCGUGAUCAUUACGUGAAGGUUUCCAAAUCUAAGCUUCGGAAACCAACCUCUGCAAUCAGAGGCAAGAAAUACAAUGGAGAAGUUAUAAGCAGAGACGAUUUAUACAACGAUGCAGACGAGGGCCACGACGAUUCUGACAAUGAGAUUAGCCAAGAUGAAAGUGAAGAAGAUGAAGAGGACGGAGAAGGAGAAUUAGAAGACGAUGUAUCAGGCGAAGAAUCUGAUUCCGGGGCCUCUCUUCGAUCCAAUAGUGAUGAGGAGGCUGAGGAUAGCCAGGAGGAGGCUCUGGAGGAAGAAGAAGACGUUUCUGCAGACGCCAAAAGAUCCAGAAUCAAGCAGAUUCUUGCACAUGAAAGAAAGCACAUCGUAAACAGACUUUCUGAGUCUGCCACAAACGAUGCUUUAAAAGGAUACGCUGUCCUUCAACAGCAAAAGGAGUUCGACUCGCUUAUAGACCUGCGGUUGAAAAUUCAAAAAGCCUUGACUUCAUCUAAUUUAUUGCCCAUCGACAAAGAGACUUUGGAAAAUACCGAUUUGCAGUCCAAGAAGUCUUCCAAGUAUAUUCAAGAGGCCACAGACAAAUGUUUCGACUUAUUGGAUACCAUAUUUGCCUUGAGAAGUCAGCUAUAUACCAAGGAAAAGAUCGUUCUGGAAGAGCUUGUGGCUAAACCUGCAAAACGAACUUUGGCCGACUACAUGAAUGCCACUGUCAAGUAUGAUGGUGUUUUGAACAAAUACAGAGGGUCUGUUUUGACGAAAUGGCUGGCCAAAAUCCAAAACUCUUCCGGUUCCAGCGCAAUGAACGCCAACAAGUUUAAGGCUUUGAACCAGUCCGCUGAGCAACAAGUGACAAACAACUUGUAUGAUAUGGAUAGACUUUUGAAGAGAACCAAGCUCAACAGAAGACAAAUCAAGCCACUUGGCCACGAGUACAACGAACAACAAAACGCAACCAACGCGGAAGAUGAAAGAGGUGAAGAGGAAGAAGAGGAAUACGAAAAAAACGCAAAGCCAACAAGAAGCGUCAACUUCCAGGAAAUGGAUCUGAUUUUCGACGACGAAGACUUCUAUCGUGUUCUUCUCAACGAUCUUGUUGAUAAGAAAAUCCAAUCAGCAGAUCCAACUUCAGGUUUGCAAUUUGCCUUGAAGGGAGCAGCUUCGACUAAAUUGAAGAAGAACGUUGACAACAAAGCAUCUAAGGGCCGGAAGUUGAGAUAUCACGUACAAGAGAAGAUUGCCAACUUUGACAGUCCUCGGCCAUGGUUGAAAUGGAACGACUCACAGGUGGACGAGUUCUUUGCAUCGCUUUUAGGCCAAAAGAUUAGCAUGAGGGAAGACAGUUCCGAGGAUGAGGACGAGGAUGAUGAGGAUGAAGAGGAAGUCAUUGCUGCCGACAGUGGCAUCAAAUUGUUUGGUUAA
Molecule: messenger RNA, 1593 nt
Organism: Australozyma saopauloensis
Lineage: Eukaryota; Fungi; Ascomycota; Pichiomycetes; Serinales; Metschnikowiaceae
Product: rRNA-processing protein
Exons: 1
Coding region: 1-1593 (530 amino acids)
Biological process (GO): maturation of SSU-rRNA from tricistronic rRNA transcript (SSU-rRNA, 5.8S rRNA, LSU-rRNA)
Cellular component (GO): nucleus; nucleolus
Source: RefSeq, a predicted model, not a curated record